AUGGAUUCAGCAUCCAUGAAAUAUAUUUAUAGAAGGCAAUGUGAGCAAAAUUUAAUGCAUUUAUUUGCAUUAAGGAGAGGAAUUUUUUAUGAACAUGAUAUUUUUCAAAGGAUACUUCCUUUUACCAUGGUUAGAUUAACCCUUUUCUUUAUCAUCUCUCAAGCUUUUCGUCGUCUUCUCAAGCCUUUUAAGCAAACAGAAUUUGUAUGCGAUUUGCUGACAGGAAUUAUUUUAGGACCAUGUGUCCUAGGAAGAAUUUACAAAAAGUACAACAUCAUAACAGAUAGGCCUAAUCAAAUACAAUUCAUCAAUGUGGUUGCCUACAUGGGUGUUCUUUAUCAUGUAUUCCUAAUUAGUAUAAAAACUGAUUUUGGUGUCCUUAAAAGGAGUGGAAAGAAAGUAUGGGUUAUAGGACUAUCCUCUCUUUUUGCUUCAUUCUUUGUUAUGGCUUCUCUUAAUGAUCUACUAAAUCCUCUUACAUUCAAGACUCCUUUCCUUGUCUACAUAUUUGUCUUCCAACAUUCGUCGACUUGGUUCACAAACCUAGCUCCGAUCCUAGAAGAACUCAACCUUUUAACUACCGAAAUGGGGCAACUUGCAUUGGCCUCAUCGAUGACUAAUGAAGUCGUUACAUGGUGCUUUUGGAUGUACUUACUGAUCACUAAUUUGUUUCAUUUACGCGGUUUUUACAAUGGUGUUAUGCCCCUUUGUUUAGUUGUAGGUUCGAUUAUGUUAGGUUUAAGGCCGGUUUUGAUAUGGUUUAUCAAACGGGUACCUCAAGGCGAACCGGUUAAGGAAGUGUAUGUUAUUGGGAUUUUACUAGGGGCUUUUGUUAUGUCAUUUAUUAGUGAUAUUGUAGCUGGAUCUCCUGUUCUAGGAGUUGCAUUUCUUGGUUUGGUUAUACCGAGUGGCCCCCCUUUAGGCAAAAUAAUUCAACAAAGGAGUGAAAUGUUCAUUAAGAUUUGUCUACUUCCUUUCUUUUACUUGGCUAUUGGUGAUAUGACUGAUAUAUAUGGUAUAAGGGAUCUUAAGGCUCAUAUUGGAUUCCAAUCAAUUCUAAUUAUUGGUUAUUGUAUUAAGACAUUUGUUACCAUGUUGGUUGCAAUGUAUUAUAAGAUCAGCCCUAGAUUAGGAUUGGCUCUUGGUUUAGUGAUGGAUACAAGUGGGGUACUCAAUGUUAUGGUUUUCUUGAGUUACACGCUACGUCAGAAAAUGUAUAGUGACAAGGCAACACACCUAGUGUUGAAUAGUUUGGUUGUGACAACAAUUGUGACACCACUAGCAUUUUACUUGCACAAGGAUCGUAAUACAAAUUGUAACAAGUCCAUUGAAGGUUUUGACUUAUCAUUCUUAGCAACAUUAGAGGCACCAAAAUUGAAGAUCCUAGCAUGUAUUGAUACCGAUGAUGAAAUCUCCGGCAUCAUUUCUUUGUUGAAUGUUUCGAGUCCCUCGAAAUCGCACCCCAUCGAUGUUUAUGUGGUGCAUUUAUCGGAAUUUGUAGGUCAAGCAACACCUAUACUGAUGGUUCAUCGAGAUCAUAAAAGAAUAUGUGACUAUAAUGGUUGUGUUCAUAUAAUGACUGCAUUAAAAAGUUAUUGUGAAAAAUCUGAGGGUGGUAUUAACAUUCAAUUGUUAACUAUGAUCACACCAUUUAAGAGCAUACAUGAAGGUAUUUCUUUCUUAGCUAGGGAAAAAAUGAUUCCUCUUCUUAUUGUGCCUUAUAAUUAUACUAGUCAAGGGCUUGCGCUUAAUAGGAAUUCCUCGAGUGAUCUUAAUCGUAAGCUACAAUUACACAUGCCUUGUACGAUUGGAAUUCUUGUUCAUAGGGAUAAGGCUAGUAAGCAAUGGAAUUACAAAGAUACGUUCUCUUAUCGUGUUCAUGUUAUUUACUUCGGAGGGGAAGAUGAUCGAGAAGCGUUAGCAUAUGCAACACGAAUGUCUAGACACCCGCGUGUUAGCAUUACCUUAACACGAGUUGUGGUUAAAGAAAGCCAAGGUACUAAUAAACACGACAAGAAAUUGGAUGAUUUUCAGUUAGCUUUGUUUAAGACUAGGGUUGUUGGUAAGAGUCGAGCUCAUGUUUUUCAACAAAUUUAUGUGCAAGAUUGGUUAAAAGCACUUGAUGUAAUCAAAUCUUUUGACAACAAUUAUGAACUUGUUAUGGUAGGAAGACGACAUGGUGAGACUACCGUGAGUGAAAAAGAACUAUCGGUUUUGUGUGAGAAUCCGGAAUUAGGCUUAAUUGGUGAAAUUUUUGUUUGCAAUGAACUUCGUUGGGGAAACACCUCUAUUUUGGUAAUGCAACAUUGUAGAAAUAUUGGUAGAGAUGAAGUUUUAGACAAUCUUAAGGUAUUGGAAGACAAUGUAUGAUGACUACGUUUCGAUGGGUUCGAGUUUUGAGUUUUAACAACACGAAAAUCUCGAUACAGGCUCGAAAUGCCAUAAUUCACGGAUCUAGGUCUUGCUUCUUUAUACCGAAUAUAUACAUCUUC
Molecule: messenger RNA, 2492 nt
Organism: Amaranthus tricolor (Joseph's coat)
Lineage: Eukaryota; Viridiplantae; Streptophyta; Magnoliopsida; Caryophyllales; Amaranthaceae
Product: cation/H(+) antiporter 15-like
Exons: 3
Coding region: 1-2370 (789 amino acids)
Biological process (GO): proton transmembrane transport; regulation of pH
Cellular component (GO): endomembrane system; membrane
Molecular function (GO): antiporter activity
Source: RefSeq, a predicted model, not a curated record